GAGCUACGCAAAUAAUACACAGGCACAGUGCAUUAGUGUGUCCCACAAGCCGCGCGCAGAGCUUGUGUUGAUGGUACGACCAUACCAGUUUGUAGUCGUCGGUGUCCUCGACUCGACAUUCACCCAGACAUUGCCAGUGUCACUCACUGAGUCAGCCAAGGCAGCCCAUCACCGUGCCUUUUUCUUUCGGAUUGUCGACUGUAGUGUUGAAAAAGGACACUAGCAGCCAGCUGCUGCUACUCUAGCGACUCUGCACUUUGUAGUGCAUUUUGUUACGGCCAGCUGUCAGUGUUACCUUUAGUAUACAUCAAGUACACGAGUGAAAUACUAGUGCACAUGCUUUAAUGCUGCCUGAUCAGCGAGACGACGGGGACUGAUGCUGCCACGACAUGUACCGUUCAGUUGGUGCGUCGCCUACGUGUAGGGAGUAAGGGCAUGCUAUGAUCCUGUACAUCGCACUGAGUGGAUAACAAGACUUCCACUUCCAGGUACCCCAGUAGCAAUACUGUUGACUGUUGCUGAUCAGCCGCAACAGUUAUAGUUAUACAGUCUUGACCUGCUUGCUCGACAUCAGUCCGCUGUACCAUUACCGGCAUUGGCGGUACAACGGCCGGAUACUAUAGUGAUCGGGGUACAUAGUCAUACCAGCAGAGGUAGCUGAUGUACAGUCUGGCCUUCUCCCCCAUUCUCCCGCAGGUUGGCCAUUCCAAUAUUAAUACCUCUCCGUUGACCUGAUCAGGCUAUUCGAGUUGCCGCCGGCGGAGGUGGCUGUUCCGCAGAGCCAGUUCAUUAUUCACGCUCAUAUCUGAGGCGGCUCUCAGUAAGCGAAUCAGCUCUGCCCGGCUGUGACCAUAGUAGCAAGUAUGGAUUCCACAGCACAAGUGAAGCUGCCCAAGGUCGCCAAUGGCCGAUCAAGGGGUAGCUCCUCGCCAGCUACCAUGACACUGCAUUCCGGAUUGCCCCAUGAUGCCAGCAAUCAUGGCAUCGGUGAGGAAGGAGAUCGUGAUUGCACCGCGCCAGGCUCAGUACUCGCCACAACAAAUGUCGGCGGACAUUCUACUGCUUACGCGGCAGCAUUGCUCCUGCAGCCGUUGCCCCGCGAUGCGCCGCCUAUUGACUUGUGGCCGAGUGUGACACGGCAGAAUAUUUCAGCCACCGUGAUAAAGAGUGAUAAGCACAAUCCGCUGACGGGCAGAGUGCAACCCAAAGCCAAACUGCACAUGGAUGUCCUGGACCUGACAACACCAGAACCACACCUCUUGUCCCUGCUGAACCGGAGAAUUGCACAUGGAAUGCAAGAAUUGGAGCAGGCCAGGAUAUUCAGCACCGCAGAGGAAGCAGUUCUCAAGGCUAAGGUCCACCGUGAUGCAUUUGAAGUGCUCAUCAAUGAAUUCAGAAGUUACCGACCAUUGCUGUGUCGGAUCAUGGCUGCGUAUGACAAUGCGUUAGAAGUGCAGGCCGAAGAAAUCCGGAGUCUAAAACCACUCAAGCAUGCAGCAACGACUUACAAAGCUGAAUUUGAACAACGUUGGCUGGAGAAGAAGAGUAUUGAAGACCAGACUAUCCAGAUACUGAGGAGGCAAAUCAAGGACCUGAAGCAUGAGAUCUACAGGCUGCAUGAGCGAGAGAAAGACUGGCAAGCACAGCUAGAUAAGCUGAGCAUGGAGGCAGGCAAGUCGUACAAGCGAUAUCGGGAAGAGGCUGAUCAGAGGUCAAUGCUGAUCACUGAAUUGAACGAAAUUCACUACAAGGAGCAGGAUAUGGCUAAAGCAGCGCAGGCCAAAGGGAAGCCAAGGGACGACCCGGCAGUACUGAACAUUCUCAUCAACCGGUUGAAAACAGACUUGGCGGAGGCUCAACGCAAAUUGGUGGAAACCAUUGCUGACUAUGGUGAUGUCGUUCCAAGGAAGGAGUUUGACAAGGUCUCAAAAGCCAAAAAGAAAUUGUCCAAGGAGCUGAAGUCACUCCAAGACAGUCACAAUGCCCUGAAGGCAAAACACAGUGCACUUCAAACAAAGUGUGAUGCGACACUCGUGCAGCGUGACACAAUCUGCUCGGAGCUCGUGGAGGUUCAGAGAUCGUGCACACCAAGGCCAGAUUGGAAUGCUUUCGAAGAAGACCUUGUUCCUGAAGAUGGUGACUGGAGUGAGAUUCGGGAUAUACGUACGAGUAAGCAAAUGGCAGAGGCAGUUCAUGCCCACCUGCGCAACGAACCUCUGCCGGAACUUGUUGACGGCAAGUACGGUCCUCAGGUUUUGAAAGGCAGGGGUACUGCUCCUGCCGUUCCACCACAUCUUCGUGCAGAAGGCGUCAUCCGCAACCGUCACAUUCGACAAAAAGAAGCACUGGGACUGAUUCAGGAAGUCUGGUCCACUCGCCAGCCACCGCGUGAAGAUGAAAAGAUAGCAAAGAGAACCAACUUAUCAGACCACCUUAUGAACUUGCUGGAGAAACGCUACGUCAUACCAUCGUUGUGCUCAGAGUGGGCGUACAGUCUAGAUGAUGCUUGCCGACGCUACGCACCCCAGGAUGCACACAUUGCUCUCUUCCACGCUAUCAUCAACAAGCAGGUGGACGAGAGUGCAUACCACACACAACAGAAGAUGCUCACGUCGCUCAAGGACACUCUUAUGGCUUCUACACUGCCAACAGAAGAGGCUGAUGAGGAGAAAACAGAACCAGAUGCUGAUCAGGAGGCAGGAGUCAUGUCGGGAUCAUCACUGGCUGAUAAUCUGCGCAAGGUGUUUCCCUUCAAGAGCGAAGUGAGCAUAGAUGAGCUGUGUGACUGUGCAGUGGAGGAGGCAAGCGUUAAGGCCAGCAGUGAACUAUCAACUGGAGCAGCGCCAACAGGCAGUGUCGAGCAGGUAGACACAGCUGCAGACGAGGAGCAAGCUGCGGCACCUGGCGAAUCAACAGCGGAGAAAUCAGAUGAAGAAGCUGACGGAGAGUCUAAAGUCAUGAUCAAGAAAUUGUUUGAAGUGGGUGAGACAGGCUAUGCUUCGGAGUUUGUUCACGUACUGCGCGAGCAGGAGCGACAAGAAAAACUGGAUUACCUGUCUGACAUCAACGCAGCGCUGGAACUGGAUGCGGAAAGCGACGAAGUCAAUGUAGACCAACUGAGAAGCGCUAUUCAGAAAGCUGAUCCAGAGAAGAGCGAGAAGGACGUGACACAAAUCCUAGCCUAUGCCUAUGCAACAAGCACCGCUGCUGUGCAGCCUGGAAAGACGGCCGCAGCACAACUCCCCUCCAUCAUGGAGCGCUUGCAGGCCAGGGGAUUGCAGAGGUCUGGUCCUCGGCCACAAGCAGCAAUGACCUGAUCUCGUCAAACUACAAUCUUGGAGUGCCAUUAUCAGGCCAUAUCUCUCUAGAGGUGGAGAUGUGGUCCUCAAAGUAUUGCCCGCACAAUGAUAAAGUACCGUAUAUGACUUGAGUCACCACCGAGGUUGCCCUCAUCAAUUCAUACCAGUCGCUGUUCUGCCAAACACAUCAGUAGUCUCGCACACUAUGGGUAUUGGUUAUUUCAACAAGUUUCAAAGAAUGACUGUAUUAGCCGUCAAGAAUUGCGCAAUCACUUUAUGCGCUUUGCAUUGUGAGCAGGAGUUCUAUAUCUUCGUACUACGAUGUGGCGAGAUUAUCAUUAUUAUUAUAGGUUUGCGUGUUAAAGAUCAAAUCUUUUGUGUAGCAAGAAUGAUACCUCAUUCCGCUUCUGUGUUUCUGAUUGCCGAGUAGUCUACCGUAUUGAGCUGGCGGUAUAAGGGAGGUUUCGCUCUAUGUAAGUUGCGUAUGAAAAUCUGCUAUGUCGUACAUGCCGGGGAGCGAGGGCAACUUUCACACGUAAAUCUCUCUCUCUAAAUAUCUCGACGGAUUUCCGUAGGAAAGCGCUUUCCUACGUUUCCUCCUCCGUAGGACUUUUUUUCAGAAAUAUUUUCCUCAUUUCCCCGAUUUAUCCAUGGUAACGUUCAAGCCGUGCGAAGCACAAGGUCCACAACACUUGGUAAACUAA
Messenger RNA from Sycon ciliatum, 4003 nucleotides. RefSeq names its product translin-associated factor X-interacting protein 1-like. NCBI's taxonomy places the organism in Eukaryota, Metazoa, Porifera, Calcarea, Leucosolenida, Sycettidae. The transcript has 18 exons. Gene Ontology annotation, cellular component: cytoplasm. The coding region runs from base 864 to 3317 and encodes 817 amino acids. The record is from RefSeq and is a predicted model, not a curated record.